UAUCCUGCUUUGAAUUUGCAGGCGUGUAUGGCGGAUCCGAAAAGAAUCGCCCCGGGAGGAAGUUCGCCGACGGUGCCAUAACGGCGACGGCCACCGUCGAGGCUUCCACCCUCGUGUCGUAACUGGACCGCGAAGGCCGUGCCUCCAGCCCGGCGUCCCAGUUCCACACACGACGCUCGCCCCGAGACCAUAUUAACGGUAUUAAGCUCAAUAUAGACGCAGUUGCGGCUAAUCGCGCGGGGGAAUACCGCCGAGUUUUCCCUUAAAGCGGCCAACUUUCGCGUCGGAAACUGAAUGCACUCUCGAUGCUACUCGCGAGGACGAGCGAGAGAGCGCCGAUAAGUGAUAUCGCGUUCAGACUGAGCUGAUCACUCUUGCCAUCUCCUCCGGGUCUCCCGAUCGAGGCUCUCGGUUCUUCGGAGGACGCCCGACUCGCUCGCGAUCAUGGUACCCGGCCGUCUUGUCGCCGAGAUUUGUACGCUGUGCGUCCUAACGGCGACUUUUACGGCCCACGGGGCGGAAGACAAACAGGGACCGGCCCGAUCGAGGCCGGUGAAUCUUUUUAUAAUUAAUGGUGCGAAGAACGAAGCGGGGAACGCGAGCGUGACCAGCGCUUUGAAGGCUCUGGGGGAGAAGUAUCCGGGUCACCUGGGCAAUGUGUGGUCCGUACAGAUCAACGAGAGCGAUUCCAGCGAGAGCCUCGAGAUUAUAUGCAACACCUGGAGCUCGGCUAUCAGCAAAGGCGGCGCGACCGUCCCGGAUCUGAUCCUGGACCUGACGAUGGCCAACCGGGGCGCCGAAGCUUCGAGCUCGUUCACGGCGGCCAUGGGGGUCCCGACCUUGUCCGCCCAGUUCGGCCAGGAGGGCGAUAUUCGCUACUGGAGGGACCUAAACCUCGAUCAAAACAACUAUUUGAUCCAGGUAAUGACACCGAGUGACCUCGUGCCCGAGGCGAUCCGUCAAUUGGCGAUCCAAAUGAACAUCACCAACGCCGGCAUCCUCUACGACAAGAACUUCGUCCUGAACCACAAGUACAAGAGUCUGCUGCUGAACGUGCCAACCAGACACGUCAUCAACGGAAUACAGAAUACGAUCGACAACGUGAAGGACCAGUUGGCAAAGUUGCGGGACUUGGACGUGGUAAACUAUUUCCUACUCGGCGAUGGAGAUUCCGUCAGCCUGCUGUUAGACGCAGGGCAAUCGUUGAGCUUCACCGGGCGCAAGUACGGCUGGUUCAUUCUGACCCUGGAUGAAGAAUCGUGGCCGAACUGCGCGUGCGAGGGCAUCAGCGUUUUAUUCCUAAAGCCGGAACCGCCGACGACGAGCGACGAGAAGAGUCAAGCGGAAUCUGUUAUAAAGGCGACGCUCCAGAAGCCACUUAUCACAUCCGCCUUUUAUUACGAUCUGACCCUGUUGGGCGUCAGGGCGAUGAAGUCGGCCUUGGACAGCGGCGACUGGCCCUUGGAACCCCGUCACAUCGACUGCGACAGGUACGACGAGACGAACACGCCGACGAGAGGCCUGGAUUUCCUGGCUAAACUGAUGGCAGCCUCGAAAAAUAUGACGCCGACGUACGCCGGUAUUAGCUGGGGCAAAAAAAACGGGGAGCACCACGCGGACUUUAAGAUGUCCGUGUAUCUGGUGAACAUCGAGCGGGAAAAGACUACGUUGAAGGAGGAGAGCGGAACAUGGCAGGCGGGCAUCGAGGUGCCCUUGCAGGUCACCAACGAGAAGAUCAUGAACAACACCGCGAUGACGAGUUACAGGGUGGUCGCCGUGCAGCAACCGCCCUUCAUGAUGUACAAUAAUAAAACCGGUCAGUGGUACGGUUUCUGCAUCGAUCUGCUGGACGCGAUUCGCGAGACUGUGCCGUUCGAGUACGAAAUACGCGAGGUGGAGGACCACGAGUACGGCUCGUUGAACGAGAACGGCAGCUGGAACGGAAUGAUGAGGGAGCUGAUAGACAAACGCGCCGACAUCGCCCUGAGCUCGCUCUGGGUCAUGGCGGAGCGAGAGAAAGUCGUGGACUUCACGGUACCCUAUUACGACCUGGUCGGCCUGACGAUCAUGAUGCAGAAGACGAAGACGUCGACGUCGCUCUUUAAGUUUCUCACGGUGCUGGAGAACGAGGUCUGGCUCUGCAUCUUGGCGGCGUACUUCUUCACCAGCUUCCUCAUGUGGCUGUUUGACCGUUGGUCGCCGUACAGCUACCAGAACAAUCGCGACAAGUACAAGGACGACGAUGAGAAGAGGGAGUUCAAUCUCAGGGAGUGCUUCUGGUUCUGCAUGACCUCCUUGACCCCCCAGGGCGGAGGCGAGGCGCCGAAAAACUUGUCCGGGAGAUUGGUGGCGGCUACGUGGUGGCUCUUCGGGUUCAUCAUCAUCGCGUCUUACACAGCUAAUUUGGCUGCUUUCCUCACGGUGUCCAGGCUGGAGAUACCUAUUGAGACCUUGGAGGAUCUGAGCAAGCAGUACAAAAUACAAUACGCGCCUAUCGCCAACUCACCGGCGUACGUCUACUUCCAGAGAAUGGCGGACAUCGAGACGCGCUUUUACGAAAUUUGGAAAGAUAUGAGUCUGAACGACAGCCUGUCGGACAUAGAAAGGGCGAAGCUAGCCGUCUGGGAUUAUCCUGUUAGCGACAAGUAUACAAAAAUGUUUCAAGCCAUGAAAGAAGCUGGCUUUCCCGCCGACAUGGACGAAGCGUUAAAGCGAAUUCGACGGAAGGAUCAGUACGCGAAUAAUGAAUUCGCUUUCAUCGGAGACGCUUCAACUGUCAAGUACCAUGUUAUGAUAAAUUGCGAUCUGACUCAAGUCGGAGAGGAAUUUUCGAGGAAACCGUACGCUAUCGCCGUCCAACAAGGGUCAGCGCUGAAGGAUCAAUUUAACAACGCGAUUCUCAUACUGUUGAACAAGAGAAGAUUGGAGAAAUUGAAGGACAAGUGGUGGAAGCAUAAUCCCGUGCGAAAGAAUUGCGAUCUAGAAAACGAUCAGAGCGAUGGUAUCAGUAUUCACAAUAUCGGCGGUGUAUUCCUCGUAAUUUUUGUGGGCAUCAUCUUCGCUUGCUUCACGUUAGCCUUCGAGUAUUGGUAUUAUCGGCACCGUGCGAGAGUCAGCGAGCUACAUCAGACUACGCCUCCGAAAACGAAACUGGCGAAGGCAAUCAAGUCGAUACGGUUUGACUUGCAUCCUGCCCCUACACAUGGGUUUCAAACAAUCUCGCAAUUUCGAUCGAGAUUUUAAGUCGAAACAUUCCGGGAGGAUUCAUUUAUGGAUAUAGUGAAUGAGUAUGAAGCUGUCGCACAAAGGGAUAAAAGCGUUUUUAGACGACGAGUGUCAAUUUUGUAUAUUAAUGAGAUAUUAGAUAAAAUUCAUGAAGAUUCAUGAAUUUUUAUAUCGGUGUGACGCACGGUAAAGCGAUUGUCAUAAAAUACAGUACCAUUUUCAUAGGAUUCAUUUGCAUGUUUUUAGCAUACAUAUAUUCUGCGAUAAACGUUUGUGGUUUUAGAUAACUUUAAAGGAAGGUGUAAUUGCGGAAUUCUUGUACACAGGGAGAGAGACAGAGAUAAAUAAAUGCGUAGAAGUGUGGAGGAUUUAAAACCGACGUAUAAUUCUUUUUCUUUGCAAUGCCUUUAUUUACCCUUUCCGUACAUUAUUUCGCGGAAAGACAAAGAGCGCCUUUUUUUCUUUUUACAAUGCAUAUGUUUCCUUUCACAUUAUUUCCUAAAGACAGAGUGGUUUAUAAGUGACACAUUCCUUCGACGCAUUAACAUCACUCAACAUCCGUUUCAAAGGCAUCUGCAUGCUAGAGUAACAUUUUUUGUAUUUUUUUUCGCAUACCUAUCGCAGGUAAGCACGUGUUUUCAAAUGACACGCGUUCUUUUACACGUAUGUUCUCAGUUAUUCGAUUUCCUUAGGGUGAGCACAGGGAAAGCAAUGGAUACAAGGAAAUUUGGAAGGUGGGAGAAGGACAGGAUUGGAGAGGGGAUUAAUCUUCUAGGGAGUUAAAUCAUAAUUAUAGGGGAAUACGAUUACGAUAAUCCAUUAAUAAUUACGAAAACAACAAGAAAAUAGAACAGCUCUUUAAUUAAAUACCCGAUUUGCAAUCGUGCGGCGUUCAACGUAAGUACUCAACUGGUCCUUUCAAAUUUUUUUCUAAUUAAUAACUUUCGUCCUUUUUCUUUUCAAUUAUCAAUAUCAGAUAAGUCUACCUAUCUGUACUUUCAGCCUGCACGUCGGGUGAGAAACAAAAUUGCUUGUUACAAUUUUCUACAAAAAUCAGCGUACUAAGCGCUCUCCUCCAAAAAAAAA
Molecule: messenger RNA, 4311 nt
Organism: Vollenhovia emeryi
Lineage: Eukaryota; Metazoa; Arthropoda; Insecta; Hymenoptera; Formicidae
Gene: Ir25a
Product: glutamate receptor ionotropic, kainate 2
Exons: 6
Coding region: 445-3243 (932 amino acids)
Biological process (GO): monoatomic ion transport; modulation of chemical synaptic transmission; synaptic transmission, glutamatergic
Cellular component (GO): postsynaptic membrane; plasma membrane
Molecular function (GO): glutamate-gated receptor activity; transmitter-gated monoatomic ion channel activity involved in regulation of postsynaptic membrane potential
Source: RefSeq, a predicted model, not a curated record